Molecule: messenger RNA, 2501 nt
Organism: Exophiala oligosperma
Lineage: Eukaryota; Fungi; Ascomycota; Eurotiomycetes; Chaetothyriales; Herpotrichiellaceae
Exons: 1
Coding region: 271-1995 (574 amino acids)
Biological process (GO): proteolysis
Molecular function (GO): zinc ion binding; metallocarboxypeptidase activity
Source: RefSeq, a predicted model, not a curated record
CGCAGGCCGAAGUUGAAUGUCUGACGGUGGUUGUUUCCGAUUUUCUCGCGGGAAGCUACGACAUCCCUCGGGAAAGAAGCACCGUCAGACAAUUCCGAAUACGGAGACCUCAGUACCAUCUCGUGUCUCGUCUUUCCCCUCUGCUACACUACCAACUCCCAACCAUUUUACUCGUGUGUCUGAUUCCCAGAAUCUCCUCUAUUCUUCUGCAUGAUCUUUUCAGAACAAAUCACUUCUUAUUGAAUGUUGGUAUAACAUUAUUUUGCCGUCAUGGCACGCCUGCGACUUAUCCUUUUAGUUGCUAUCUUCAUUGCCUUCGCCAAUUGCCUGCCGCCUGCGCAGUGCCAUUCCUCGCUGCGGCCGAAGAUAUCGUACCCCGCGAAAGUAAGGUCUGGCGGACCUUUCAAGAGAUUUAGAGAUUCUCUUAUCGAGAAGAUUUGGACCAUACCUGGCAAGAAUGGAGAGGAAGAGUGUUCCAGCCCGGAAGUGGCUCCGCGGCUACCUGCACGGUUCCAUAUACGUUAUGGUGACGACGUAGUCCUACGCUUCCAGAUCCGCACAGAAGAUGAAGCAAAAGCUCUGUCUAAAGUCAUAAGGAUGUUAUACAUCGAUAUCUGGGAUGCCACAGACCACUGGGUCGACAUCAGGAUACAAAAGGACGUCUUACCCUCCUUCAUCGGACUACUCCCAUCGUCUCUACACCACGCAUACAAACCUCUCAUUCACGAUCUGCCCCGGGCGGUCUACGACACUUAUCCGAGCUCUCCUUACUCACUGGAAACUCCUCUCCUCUCAAGUCUCACAACUCUCCAUCGCGGUCGACCACAUGUUGGUGCGCCCCAAGACCUCUUUUUCCAAGAUUACCAGCCACUUUCAGUCCUUUAUCCAUGGCUACGCCUGAUAGCCUCUAUGUUUCCUACGCAUGCGGAGUUGAUUAGCAUUGGUCAGUCACCAGAGGGACGAGACAUACCUGCAUUGCGAAUAGGUGCCAAAACACAGCCCGGCGAUGAUCAUGAGGUUCGGCAUACUGUCCUGAUUGUGGGUGGCACCCAUGCAAGAGAAUGGAUUGGGGUGUCAACUUCUGCAUACGUGGCGUACAACCUAGUUACUCGCUAUGGCCAUCCUCAUUUCCCUGCAGUGACAAAAAUGCUAGAUCAUUUCGACAUAGUUUUUGUCCCCGUACUCAACCCAGACGGCUACGAAUACACAUGGACCACCGACAGGUUCUGGCGCAAGAACAGACAGGCGACCCAUUUGCCAUUCUGCCCCGGCAUCGACCUCGACCGCUCAUUCCGGUUCGAAUGGGAUGGCCAUGAUGCGGAUAAUGCGUGCAGUGACGAUUACCCCGGACCAACACCUUUUGCAGCCCAGGAAGCCCAGCUUCUGUCGGAGUGGGCGAGAGGUCAGACGCAUGAAAACAACGUCACAUUCGUGUCGUAUCUGGAUUUCCAUUCGUACUCACAAGAGAUUCUUUAUCCUUACAGCUAUACCUGCGACAUUGAUCCACCAAACCUCGAGGAUCUCGAGGAAGUGGCAUUUGGCCUAGCCAAGUCGUUCCGAUUGACGAAUGGUCACCACUACGAUGUUGAGAGUGCCUGUUCAGGAAGCACCACUUAUCGUGACAAAGUCAAAAAGACCCGUGUCCAGGUUGAUCCACAGGGAGGAUCUGCGCUGGACUUCUUCUAUCAUGACCUCAAUGUCAAGCUAGCGUUUCAAAUCAAACUUCGGGACACAGGUACUUAUGGCUUCUUGUUGCCAAAGUCUCAAAUUGUGCCUACUGGAGAAGAAGCAUAUGAAGCUGUCAUGGCCCUUGGGCGAUGGUUGUUAGGUAAUCACGGUAUUGAAAGUGUUGAUCCUGAAACAGUCUGGGGGGUGGAGAUUGAGGCUCCCGCACCCAAAGAUGGACAGACCCAAUCCGAAAAUAAUGAGUAUGAGGACGACGAAGAUGACGAUGAAGAGUGGCAAGAUCUCAAAAAGAGACGUCGACGUCGUUGAUGAUUGUUUACUACAGAACGGAGAGCCUUGGGUUUUUGCAAUGUAGCAUUACGGAUGCUCUGGUCGGCAAAAUGCAACGAGAAGUGCUUUUUGAGCAACAAUCAAACGAAGGGCUUCCGACGGCGGCAAAUCUCGACUUUUAUCUGUACAACAUCCCAAUCGUACAGCUUGAAACACCAGUCAGGACAGUCGUGUAUUGCUGACCCCUUGAAAGUCGGAUGCCAUGUGUCGAUAUGAAUGUUGUAUCUUGGGGUAUGACAUGGUGUUGGGCGGAUAAACUGCACAGGAUCCCACCGCUCCCCUCUCGUUUCGGUCCCGAACUGGCAGCCACCAGGAUGCGCUGAAAAGGCGACAGGAGAUGGAACAAAACGCAUUUACUUUCGUUUUUUGUAAUUAUAGCCUUGGCGAACGAGUAUAAUACUCUGUAUGAUUUUCGAGUUCGCGUAGUACGAAUAUCAUCUGCCUCAAAAGAGGUCUACUUCUACUACUUGAUGCAAUUGACCAAG